UUAAGGGGCUGGAGUUUAAAAAGCAAUGGAUGUCUGACCUAAACACUCCUCAGGCUUUAAAAGACAUUUCCUCCCACACCAAUUCUCCCUCUCCCCCUCUCUCUGCUUUUCUUUUCUUCUCCUUUUUUUUUUCUUUGACUCACUCUCCCUGUCAGAAUCGGAGCUGAGCCCCAGCCUGAGCUGUGAGCGCUGAGGGAAGAUAAGGAGCUCUGGCUGAGGGAGGAUUGACGGCGCUGAGUGCCACCUUGCUCGGAGCAGCGACGGAAGACGGAGCGAAGCAUCCUCCUUUCUUCUUCUUCUUCUUCUCCUGCUUUCCCCUCCAGCCAGCCGAGCUGAACUAGGAAGGAAUCUGGAGGAGCUCCACAUGUUGAAUGCAGAAAAUCUGAUCUGAUUUGAUCCAAACACAGACUGUCCUCGUGGAUUGCCCCUCAAGCCAGAGGUCCAUACAGAUAUUUUUUUCGCCCGUACCUUGCCCCACAUCAAUCAUGGGCGCACAAAGUCUUCUGGGCUGCCUUCUUCUGUUUACUUUGAUGAGUUUAUCAACUGCUGGGCUUGUCAAGAAAGUCCUCCGCUAUCGACGACAGACUCUUUCUCCCCAUACAGAACACAAUGCCACCCUUCCCAGUGUAGGCCACCCAAUGGUUUUCAGCCAUGUUUAUAACAUCAACGUUCCUGCAAGUUCCCUGUGCUCGGUGGACCUGGAGGCAUCAGAGGGCACCCAGGUCCAUCCCAAAGACGUAACGGCGGUCCCUCCAGGCCAUCACGUCACCGAACAUACGCUUAAUGGGGAAAACCAGAUUGUGUUCACCCAUCGCAUCAACAUACCUCGGCAGGCCUGCGGUUGCACCGAUGACUUUCCAGGCCUGAAGGACCUCGUGAGUCGCCUGGAGAUGCUUGAAGGAGAGGUUUCAGCUUUGAGGGAUCAAUGCAGCAGUGAGCAGCUCACAGGUAAGUUGGGAACAAAACCGUACUGCAGUGGCCAUGGGAACUACAGCGCUGAAACCUGUGGUUGCAUAUGUGAUCCUGGCUGGAGGGGACCCAACUGCACUGAGGCCGAGUGUCCUGGGAGAUGCCAGGACCGUGGUCACUGUGUGGACGGAAAAUGUGUGUGCUAUAAGGGCUUCGACGGAGAAGAUUGUGCCCUCGAGACCUGCCCUGUGCUGUGUGGAGCCCACGGCCACUGUGUGGGAGGCGUUUGUGUCUGUUCCGAUGGUUUCUUUGGCGAAGACUGCUCUCAGAGCCGGUGCUUGAACAACUGCCUGGGCCGCGGUCGCUGUGAGGAGGGAGACUGCGUGUGUGACGAACCUUGGACUGGCUUUGACUGCUCCGAACUCAUCUGUCCCAAAGACUGCUACGACCGCGGACGCUGUGUGAACGGCACCUGCCACUGCGAUGAGGGCUUCAGCGGGGAGGACUGCGGAGAACACUCUUGCCCCAACAACUGCCGCGGCAAUGGGUUUUGUGUUGACGGCAAAUGUAUUUGCACUGCUGGGUACAGUGGGGAAGAUUGCUCUCAGCUCACCUGCCUGAAUGACUGUAAUGGCAGAGGAAUGUGCUUCAAUGGACUUUGCAUCUGUGACUCAGGGUAUCAAGGUGAGGACUGCAGCCAGCUUGCGUGUCUGAAUAAUUGCAACAACAGAGGUCAGUGCAUCAACGGACGGUGUUCUUGUGAUGUCGGGUUCCACGGAGACGACUGCGCCGAGCUUUCCUGUCCGAACAACUGCCGGCUGAAGGGGCGCUGUGUCAACGGCCAGUGUGUCUGUGACGAAGGCUUUGCAGGUGAAGACUGUAGCGUGCGCAUCUGCCCAUCAAACUGCUACGGCCGUGGGGAGUGCAUCAAAGGACGCUGCGUGUGCCACGUAGGCUUCGUCGGCGACGACUGCAGUCAACUGAGUUGCCCGAACAAUUGCAGAAACCGCGGUCGCUGUGUCGAUGGACAAUGCGUUUGCGACGAAGGGUUUAGCGGGGAAGACUGUGGCAAGAAAGCUUGUCCCAACGACUGCCUGGCACGCGGUCACUGUGUAGACGGCAAGUGCUUCUGUCAGGAGGGCUACAUGGGAGAUGACUGCUCUGUGCUGGCUUGUCCGGACAAUUGCAACAACAGGGGGCGUUGCAUCAAUGGGAGGUGUUUGUGUGAGAGUGGAUAUGAAGGGGAGAGCUGUGCAGACCUGAGCUGCAUCAACAACUGCCAUGAUAAGGGCCGCUGCGUGAAUGGCCAGUGCUUCUGCGAUGAGGGGUAUGUCGGAGAGGACUGCUCUGAAGUGUCUCCUCCUAAGACCCUGACUGUCGGGGAAGUCAGCACCGAGACCGUGGACCUGUCCUGGAACAACGAGAUGCUGGUCACAGAGUACCUCAUCACAUAUGUCCCCACCAGUCCCGGGGGCCUCCUCAUGGAGUUCACUGUUCCUGGAGAUAAAACUGCUGCCACUGUUAAAGAGCUCGAACCUGGCAUUGAAUACCUGAUCAGCGUCUACGCGGUCCUGAGCAACAAGAGGAGCAUUCCUGUCAGCGCACGAGUGGUUACAGAUCUCCCACAACCAGAAGGCUUAAGAUUCAAGUCAGUGAGAGAAACCUCUGUCGAAGUUGUCUGGGACCAGCUGGACAUUUCCUUUGACAGCUGGGAGAUUUAUUUCCGCAACACGAAAGAAGAAAACGGAAAAGUCGUGAGCACCCUUCCGCCCUCCCAAACCGACUUCCUCCAGUCUGGGCUCGGACCAGGACAGGAGUAUGAAGUCUCCAUCAACAUCGUAAAGAACAACACCAGAGGGCCCCAAACAUCCAAAACUGUCACCACCAAGAUUGACAGUCCCGGGCAAGUGGAGGUGAAGGAUGUCACGGACUCCUCGGCGCUGAUCAGCUGGAAUUUGCCGGUGGCUCCGGUGGACAGGGUCACCAUGUUUUACAUGCCCAGCUCCGACCCCUCAGACGAAACCACGGUGGACGUUUCCCCACCAGACAAACAGUACAACACUGACAAUCUGAGGCCGGACACGGAGUACACCGUGUCGAUCAUCUCCAGGCGUGGAGAGGCAACCAGUGACCCUGUCACCACCACGUUUACUACAGCUCUGGAUCCCCCUACAGACGCGCAGGCUGCGUCUCAGACCGCUGACAGCAUCACUCUGGAGUGGACCAACAGUCAAGCUGAUGUCAGCAGUUAUCGGGUGAAAUACAGUCCCAUCUCUGGUUCCGCUCACGGCGAGAAAGUCUUCCCACGAGGAUCAGGACACACCACACAGGCUACCAUCACUGGCCUGAAGCCGGGGACGGAGUACGGAGUGGGAGUGACAGCUGUGAAGAAUGAAAGAGAAAGCCUCCCUGCCACUACAAACGCAGCAACUGACCUCGACCCCCCCAGAGACUUCAGAGAGGUCCGCUCCACGGAGACGUCGCUCGCCGUCGCCUGGCAGAAACCCCAGGCCAAGGUCGGCGGCUACAGGCUGGCGUACAUGUCCAGAGACGGCCAGGCGGAGCAGGUGGAGAUCCCAGCCUCUGAAAGCACCUACGUGCUGCCCAACCUGAUUCCCGGUAUGAGCUACACGCUGACGCUGGCAGCAGAGCGGGGACACAGGAGGAGCAAACCCGUCUCCCUGACGGCGUCCACAGCCACUUUCACUUUUUAUUUAGCUGCCUCAGACGACCGUGAACAGAGGACCCCUACAGGCUCGGAGGGCAAUGUCACUAGCUCUGUUAUUUUAGACCCACCAGAGUCACAGAUUUCCGAGACGGAGGCCGAGGAUGAGCGUGGAACGCUGACCGCCUCGAGCGCUGCGUCCGACGGACUUGACCUCUCUUGGGAGCUAAAAACUCCCGGCGCCUCCGACAGCGUCGCCGUACGGUAUAAGGACGCUCAGAUAUCGCGGGACGGGAGCGAGGUCCAGCUCCCUGGAGAUUCCCGUGGGGCCGGAGUCGGCAGCCCAGAGCCGACAGCAGAAUAUCAAACUGAGUUGUUUGGAAUAAAGAGUAGCCAGGGACCUGCAGUACCUGAAGCUGUUGCGGUUACAGCACCCCCAGACGUUCUCGCGCUGAGCAUCAAAGAAGCCUCGAUGGCCCCAGAGCCCGCCGAGGAGCAAGAGAGCCUCAAACGUGUCGACAAGGUUCACAGUGAAUCGCCUUCAGAAAACGAUGCGAUGGUUUCUGGGGCCGAGAUCGAAAGCUCGGGCAUGGAGCUGAUAAGCGGCCUCGCGGUCAACGUUACCGCCACAAGCGUGAGCCUGGCGUGGUCGGCGCCCGACGACGCGUUCGACAGCUUUUUGGUGGAGAUGGUUGCCGUGUCGGCUGCAGCGGCGCAGCCUCAAGCGAACGAAUUGCCCGGGAGUUUUAGGAAGGCCGAAAUAGAGGGGCUGUUGCCCUCGACGAUGUAUGAAAUAACACUGCAUGGGCUGAUGGAAGGGAGGCGAUCUGUACCGCUCAGAGUUUUUACUGCAACAGCGGGGCUGGAGCCAGCACUAGGGAACCUCGUCCUGUCUGACAUUACAUGGGACAGCGUCACAGCAUCCUGGAGCCCCACAGGGGGAGACUUUGACAGCUUUGUCAUUGAGGUAAUAAACAUGGAGGAUCUCGCAGAGAGACAGAACCUCACUCUGUCCGGAGAUGCGUCGAGCCUGGUCCUCUCCGGAUUGAAUCCCAAUACCAACUACAUGGUUGGCUUGUACGGGAUGCAUCAGGGCUCCUACCUCGAGCCCCUGUACCGUGAAGCCACAACAGUUAUUAGACCAGUGGUUGGCAAACUGUAUGUCUCAAACUUAACGUCCGAAAGCUUUACGAUCCAUUGGAACAGCACUGACAGGCAGUUUGAUGGUUUUGUUCUGGAGAUAAUUGACUCAGACUGGCUCAUGGAGCUGAAGGAGUACAACAUUUCUCAAAAUGUAUCGGCCCAUGAUGUCACAGGGCUCAGGCCCAGCACUGAUUACAUAGCCUACCUCUAUGGGACGUACAAGGGAUCUCGAACACGACCUGUCAGUAUUGUUGCAUCAACAGCUGAGGAGCCCGAUUUGUCCAAUCUAGUUGUUUCCAACGUUACCUCAGACAGAUUCUCUCUGUCAUGGCGAACGAGAGAGAAGGCCUUUGAUACGUUUGUAGUCGAAGUCAGAGAGUCUGCUUUGCCGUCGCAGGCGAUGGGGCGCACUCUGCCCGGAGAUGUUCGCGCCACGGUAAUGGCGGGGCUCAAAGCGAACACGAGCUACGAUAUAAAGCUUUAUGCCAGUAAAGGCGGCAGGCAGAACACACAGCCUCUCCUGGCUGUAGCUACUACAGAGGACGUCCCGCAGUUGGGGCCGAUAGUUGCUUCGUCUGCUAACCCCCAUUACCUCAGCUUGUACUGGAACACAUUGUCUGGCCACUUUGAUGGCUUUGUUGUCCAGGUUAGUGACUCGGAGCAGAAGUCUGACACGUUGGAGUUCAGGCUGCCCGGUGAAGCCCGUAACAUUACAAUCCCUAACCUGAUGGAUGACACGGGCUAUGAUAUCGAAGUGUACGGUAUUUCUCAUGACCGUCGCACUCCAUCUAUGUUCGUCCAUGCUGUCACAGCUCCUUUACCUAAAGUGGAAAACUUGACCAUAUCCAACGUAACCCCCUACGGUUUCAGAGCAUCCUGGGAAAUGAGGCAGCAGCCACCGCCGCCGCAGCAGGAGGAGUUAUCCCCCUCUGGUGGCGGUUUUAGCCACUUUCACAUAGUGGUGACAGACUCAGGCUGGCUGCUGGAGCCUCAGGAGUUCACCGUGCCAGGAGACCAGAGUCACCUGGACAUCUGGGGCCUCAUCACCGGCAUUGGCUAUGAGGUCAAGCUAACCGGCGUGUCUGAGUCGGGGCUUCUCUCUCGGCCCCUGACUACGGUGGCUGUGACAGAGGCAGAGCCGGAAGUGGACCAGCUCUUCGUUUCGGACAUCACGGCCGACGGGUUCCGCCUGUCGUGGACGGCCAACGAAGACCAGUUUGACAGAUUUGUGAUCAAAAUAAGAGACAGUAAAAGAUUAGCUCAUCCGCAGGAGUACAACGUCCGCGGCAGUGAGCGAACAAAGGUCAUAACUGGGCUCAUGAGUGGCACCGAGUAUGAGUUUGAGCUCUACGGCCUCACGUUGGACCAGCGAUCCCAGCCUAUAACGGGGGUUGCUCAGACAGGUCUGAGUGCGCCGAGAGGACUGCAUUUCACCGAGGUGACGGACUCCACGGCUGUAGUUCACUGGUCCAUUCCACGUUUUCCGGUGGAUAACUACAGGAUCACCUACGUGCCCUUUGAAGGAGGAAGCCCAUUGAUCGUGACGGCGGACGGCGGCGUGUCUGAGAUGGUGCUGAUCAAUAUGUUUCCCGGAAAGACGUACCAAGUGACGCUGAGUUCCCUGAAGGGUCUGGAGGAGAGUGAGCCCAGCACCGGCACAGUUACCACAGCUUUGGACAGUCCGCGAGGUCUGACUGUCAUCAACGUCACGGACACGUCGGCUCUGCUGCUGUGGCAGCCAUCUGUAGCCACUGUCGACGGCUACGUCAUCACCUGCAGCUCCGACGCAGUGUCCCCAGUGGUGGAGCAUGUUUCUGGGAACAUAGUGGAGUUCCAGAUGAACACAUUGGUUCCAGGAACUCUCUACACGGUUGGGGUUUAUGGUGUGAAAGAAGCUCAGAGGAGUGCGUCCACUGUUACUAAAUUCUCCACGGACGUGGAUCCUCCUCGCGACCUGAUGGCUGUUAACGUUCAAACGGACAGCGCCACUCUGACAUGGCAACCCCCUACCGCUGCCGUCUCUGGCUAUGUGCUAACCUUCUUCUCUUCUGAUGGUGCAAUCAGAGAGGUAAUGCUAAGCCCCACAGCGUCGUCUUACAGCAUGUCUCAGCUCACUGCCUCGACAGAGUACAGUGUCCGCCUUCAGGCCAUCUCCGGAGGUCAGAGGAGUCGCUACAUAACCACCACCUUUUCCACCAGUAAAGCUGGACAGAUGUACGCUCGCCCCCGGGACUGCGCUCAGAUUCUGUCGAAUGGGGAGACCACCUCUGGUCUGUACACCGUCUACAUAGGAGGAGAGGAGAGCCAGCCCGUUCAGGUUUACUGUGACAUGACCACAGAUGGCGGAGGAUGGUUGGUUUUCCUCAGGCGCCAGAACGGAAAGCUGGAAUUCUUCAGGAACUGGAAGAGCUACACAGCUGGCUUCGGGAACAUGAGUGAUGAGUUCUGGCUGGGUCUCUCCAACCUCCAGAAAAUCACAUCUCUGGGACAUUACGAGCUGAGGGUGGACUUGCGAGACAACGGAGAGUCGGCCUACGCGCAGUAUGACAAGUUCACGCUUGCCGAGCCGAGAACACGAUACAAAGUCUACUUAGGAGCUUAUAGUGGAACAGCAGGCGACUCCAUGUCCUACCAUCAGGGCCGGCCCUUCUCCACCUACGACAACGAUAACGACAUCGCUGUGACCAACUGCGCCUUGUCCUACAAAGGUGCCUUCUGGUAUAAAAACUGCCAUCGUGUGAACCUCAUGGGGAAAUACGGUGACAGCAGUCACAGUAAGGGGAUAAACUGGUUCCACUGGAAGGGCCACGAACACUCGAUCGAAUUUGCAGAAAUGAAGAUUAGGCCAGCCAACUUCAAUAACCUGGAGAGCAGAAAAAAGCGAUCGUAAACUCCCGAGACAACCCCACUCCAGACCCUUCCACUCCCGCACCUUAUAGUCUCCGAAGAGCGCCCCCUGGCUUUUGGAAUCACUCUCUAAAACAACACACACACACACACACACACACACACACACACCAGCACAGUGUGACUUACUGGAGUCCAGUUCGGACUUUUACAAAACAGUUCGGUAAAAUCACAUCAGCGACCCAGAUUGGCAGUUAGUUCUCCUGGUGUGAUUUCCUGUUGACCUGUUGUCUUUUUAAGAGUCCUGUAAAUGAACAAUAACGCCCCCUGCUGUAUCCCAGUGACAUUGUAUAUUGAAUUAAUUUUCAAAUAAGCAACAACAACAAAAAAAAUUCUUUUUGAUAAGCAUAAAUUAAGUGUUUAUUGUGAAACCACUCACCUUGGUGUUCAUAUUUAAAAUCUGAUUUAUUUUUUAUUUUUCUUUGAUUGGAAAGAAAGCAGCAUCCGGUGCUCUGUAUACAAAUAAAAUGGUUUGAUACGUGGGA
This is a messenger RNA of Xiphophorus couchianus (Monterrey platyfish), 8109 nucleotides long. It is a transcript of the gene tnca, whose product is annotated as tenascin Ca. Lineage: Eukaryota; Metazoa; Chordata; Actinopteri; Cyprinodontiformes; Poeciliidae. The record is from RefSeq and is a predicted model, not a curated record. Gene Ontology annotation, molecular function: protein binding. The transcript is spliced from 29 exons. Bases 486 to 7607 code for a protein of 2373 amino acids. Gene Ontology annotation, biological process: neuron projection development; regulation of cell adhesion.